Messenger RNA from Teleopsis dalmanni, 987 nucleotides. RefSeq names its product NADH-cytochrome b5 reductase-like. The transcript has a single exon. Gene Ontology annotation, molecular function: oxidoreductase activity. Lineage: Eukaryota; Metazoa; Arthropoda; Insecta; Diptera; Diopsidae. Bases 40 to 984 code for a protein of 314 amino acids. The record is from RefSeq and is a predicted model, not a curated record.
GAUCAAAGUAUAAUUUAAUGUUUUACAACACUAACAAAAAUGGUUUCUGCACAGGAUAAUGACAUCGAUUCAUACACUGAAAGUGAUUGUUGUGGAAAUGGUUGCGUAAAUUGUGUAUUAAAUGUUAAAUCUAUUUCGCCCAUUGAAAUAACAUCAAAACAAAAUAUCCUAAGGAACUACACAAAGUUUACAUUAAAAAAUAAACAACCACAUACUCCACUACUGCCUGAUGUCAUUGACUUACAUUUCGUAUAUGCAGAUGUUAACGACGGAGCGAGUGAAUUUUGUGUCCAUGUACCACCAGGACAUCACAUAAUGAUGAGAGCGUUUAUCGAAGAUAAAGUCUGGUUACGUCCAUACUCGCCAUUUUGGGUUGACACCUCAAAGUUUGAAUUUAAAAUACUAGUUAAUUUGAAACCACAAGGUUUAAUGUCGAAUUACAUCGAAAACUUGAGUAUUGGCGAUAAAGUGGAAUUUCGUGGGCCUAUUGGGAGCUUUGUGCACAAAACACCAAGUUGUGAUAAAUGUAUAUAUAUUAUAACACAAGGGGUUGCUAUUGCGCCAACAAUACCAAUUGUAGAACAAAUACUGCACAAUGAAGAUGAUUUGACACGAGUUUAUCAUUUGAACUGUUUCACUGAUAUCAACCACAUUUAUUUUCGAAAGAACUUGAAUGAUUUUAACAAAUAUUGGAACUAUGAGGGGCACAUUUACUUGGCACAUCAAGUUUGCAGCAAUGAAAAAUGCCAAAACUCGGGAAGUUGUUGCGGUGAAUGCGAGGUUUUUCGUAAAUUGCUAUGGUACAAGGAAUCAGCAUAUAUUCGAAGACUUACAAAGACGGAUUUGGAGAAAAUAUGCUGUAACAAUUUAAAUUACCAAAAGGAAUUUAUAAUUAGUGGCACUAAAGUGUUUCAGACAUCUAUAUCUGAAAUAAUUAACGAAAUGAAUUUGGUCAAUGAAAAAGAAGACAUCAUACUUUUGUAAAUA